AAUCGUUUUGUAUUUUUUGAAGGAACUAUAGCUCUAGAAAAUCGUGGAUCAAUGUCCGUGCUGGGAUUCUUCUUCAUGCCUCACAGAAUGAAACAAAGACGUCGGGAUUCAUGGCGACAGCCAUCUCUGAUGCUCUCCGUGUUGGUUUGGUUUUCUUUUGUCAGCGCAGCCUCUUCCCAGCUGAAAUACUCCAUACCUGAAGAGCUGAAAGAGGGGACUUUUGUUGGGAAUUUAGCCAAGGAUUUGGGAAUAGAUGCGAAUGUGAUGAAACGGAGGGGAUUUCGUAUCAUGGCAGGCUCGAGCGAUCCUGUUUUUAAGCUGAAUGAAAACGACGGGGCUCUGUAUUCUAACCAGCAAAUAGACCGAGAGGAAGUAUGUAAGGAUAACAAUGCAUGUGUGAUUAAUCUGAAAACAGUGCUUGAAAACCCGCUAGAAAUACAUUAUGUUGCAGUGGAAAUUACGGAUUUAAAUGACCACUCCCCCACAUUUCAUGAAAAAACAAAAACAAUAGAAAUUUCAGAGGUCGCUUUGCCUGGAACACAAUAUCAGUUACAGAAAGCUUUGGAUCCAGAUGGAGGAACAAACUCCAUUAAGCAGUAUACAAUCAGUCAAAAUGAUCAUUUCCGUUUAGAAGUGCAAGACCGAGGAAAAGAUGGUAAAACUCCUGUUUUACAGUUGCAGAAACAACUGGAUAGAGAGACCAAAAGUCAGCAUAAAUUAGUGCUUAAAGCUAUAGAUGGAGGAAGUCCAGCAAAAACGGGCACAGCUGAAAUAUUGAUUGAAGUUUUAGAUAUUAAUGAUAACAUGCCAUUAUUCACUAAAGAUAAAUAUUCAGCUUUGCUAGAAGAAAACUCACCAAUUGACUUAAAAAUUAUUCAGGUCAAUGCAACUGAUUUGGAUGCUGGUUCUAAUGGAGAGGUGGUUUAUUCAUUCGGGAGCGGCGUAAAAGAUAAAAUAAAAAAUCUCUUUGGCAUUGAUUCUGUUACUGGGGACAUUUUUGUUAGCGGUCAAAUAGACUUUGAAGAGCAAGACAGUUAUGUCAUCGAUAUCCAGGCCUCUGACAAAGGCACUAGCCCAUUACGAACUUUAAGAAAUGUUUUUAUCCAAAUAGUGGACACAAACGACAAUCCUCCUGAGAUAGAGGUAGCCUCCCUGUCAGGUUCAGUUUCAGAGGACUCCAGACCAGGAACAACAGUAGCACUUAUCAGCAUUACAGACUCAGACUCUGGGGUUAAUGGUAAAAUUAUCAGUUAUGUGGCUGAAGAAAGUCCGUUCACUUUAACUCCAUCAAUCCAAGAUCACAUGUUCGCUGUGGUCACCGAGUCUCUGCUGGACAGAGAACAACAAUCAAAAUAUGAUCUUACAAUAAUAGCAAAGGAUGCAGGUGAACCAGCAUUAACAUCUGAAAAGAAUAUUAUCAUUCAUGUGUCAGAUACCAAUGAUAACAGUCCCAAGUUUUCAGAGAACCCCUACACGUUCUAUGUGACAGAAAACAACCAACCAGGAGCGUCUGUGUUUUCAGUGCGAGCAUCUGACCAGGAUGAAGGAGAUAAUGCAGCAAUUUCAUAUCAUAUUCACAGGGAAGCAGGCAGUGAACAUAAAGUGAUGUCAUUCCUAAACAUAAACUCUGAAACUGGAGAAAUCGUUGCAAUGAAGAGUUUUGACUUUGAAACAUUGAAAACUUUCCAGUUCCAAGUUGUGGCCACAGAUUCUGGAGCUCUGUCUCUGAGCAGCAACGUGACAGUGAACGUGUUCAUUCUGGAUCAAAAUGAUAACAUACCAAUAUUCACUAACGAUAAAUAUUCAGCUUUGCUAGAAGAAAACUCUCCAGUUGGAACAACAGUUAUUCAGGUGAAUGCAACUGAGUUGGAUUCUGGCUCUAAUGGAGAGGUUGUUUAUUCAUUUGGAAGUGAUGUCAAAAGUAAAAUUCAUGACAAGUUUGAUAUUGACAUUGUUACUGGGGAGAUAAUAAUCAAAGGAUAUGUUGACUACGAAGAUGAAGACAGUUAUGACAUAAUUGUACAAGCCUCUGAUAAAGGAAGCAUUUCCUUCAAAACGUACACAAGUGUAAUAAUUCAAAUAGUGGACACAAACGACAAUCCUCCUGAGAUAGAGGUAGCCUCCCUGUCAGGUGCAGUUUCAGAGGACUCCAGACCAGGAACAACAGUAGCACUUAUCAGCAUUACAGACUCAGACUCUGGGGUUAAUGGUAAAAUAAUCAGUUAUGUGGCUGAAGAAAGUCCGUUCACUUUAACCCCAUCAAUACAAGAUCACAUGUUCGCUGUGGUCACCAAGUCUCUGCUGGACAGAGAACAACAAUCAAAAUAUGAUCUUACAAUAAUAGCAAAGGAUGCAGGGAAGCAGGCGGUGAACAUAAAGUGA
Molecule: messenger RNA, 2382 nt
Organism: Nematolebias whitei (Rio pearlfish)
Lineage: Eukaryota; Metazoa; Chordata; Actinopteri; Cyprinodontiformes; Rivulidae
Product: protocadherin-10
Exons: 4
Coding region: 52-2382 (776 amino acids)
Biological process (GO): homophilic cell-cell adhesion
Cellular component (GO): plasma membrane
Molecular function (GO): calcium ion binding
Source: RefSeq, a predicted model, not a curated record